AUGAAGUGUAUUCUUUUGGGUUGUAUUGCGAUCAUUCUCCUCGCUGACGGGACGAAUGCAGUGUCUCCGUUCCCUUUUCAAUUGCCUGACUUGGACAGCAGAAACGGGAAUUCAUUCAGCUCCAGCUAUUAUGGGCAUACUUCCGAUGAUAGCGAUUGGUCUGAGUGGAGUCGCGACUUUACGGUUGAGAAUUCCGGUUCAGGGCACGCAGUGAUCACCGUGGAUUGUUCAGAAGAGCUUCAUCGCGCAAAAAUUGCUGAGGGUCGCGUAGAAACGGAACGGGCCGCUCGUGAACAGGUAGAACAAGAACUGACGCGAGUGAAGGAGCAAGUUGAGGAGUUUAUGCGACAAAUUCGAAUACUGAAACGUGACAAAGAAGACGCCGAAUAUCAAAUCAGAUUAAUCAAUGGCAAACUGAACGAUAUGAAGAACGAAUUCCAAAAGCAACAGGAUUAUGCAGCAGAUCUGGAAAUCAAGGUGCAACAAUAUAAGGAACAAAUUGAUGCGCUAACUAAUGAACUAGAAAGUGAAAGUAAAGCUAGACAAGUUGCCGAAAGUAAGGUUCGAAUAAUAAGAGGACAAAUUGAUAAGCUAAACGUCCAAGUAGAAACCACUGAAGCUACAUUAGCAGACGCCAGACUUCAGAUUGGAGGCCUUCAAGACGAACUCAAGGAGUGCAACGAUAUCAAGCAAGACGAAAUUAAUAUCAGAAUCGAACUCGAACAGAAGCUGCAAACGUUACAGAAGAUAAUUGACGAACUAGACACUAACAUAGAUAAUCAAGUCAACGCGAAAGAUGAGUUCCGGAAAGCGCUCAAUAAAUGUCGAGAUGCCGCCGAACAAUGCAAUUCGGAUAUUGAAAGAUGCAGUAUCGAAAAUGAUCAAUUCACAAUUAUUAUAAAACAAAAAGACGUCAAAAUACAGCAACAAAAUACAGAAAUAGUUGAUCUAAGAACCACUGUCCAGCGUGACGAAGAUCUUAUAGGAAAGAUGCAAGAUCAAAUUGAUUAUAUAACUGACGAAUUAAACACCUGUGAUUGGCAGUUACAGCAAGCGUACCAUCAGAUAGAAGAGGACCACCAAGAAUAUACCGUCGUAGUGGAUACCUAUAAAGAAACGAUAUCGAAUAUGCAGAUUCAAAUAGACAUUCUGCAAACCAAACUGAGCACAUGCAGUAGCGAACCGUCGGUCAACGUCACCGUUAUGAACAAUUUCCACGUUCAAUUAACAACAAUCUUGAAUGAACUACUAGAUAAACUGAAGCGCUCAGCAGAUGAUCAUCAGAAGCAAGUUAUGCAGGUAUUCAUUGACUUCAUUAAUCAGAUGAUCAUAUGUGAUCGCAUCGAUAUGAAGACCAUCAUAGCCGUUCAGCAAUUUAUGAGCAGCAUGAUGAAAUAUGGUAUAGGUGGUUGCACGACAAUAAUUCCUUUUGGACCGAUCGGUAACGGACCUAACAGUAUUCCAUCUAUCAUAGACAUACUUCGUCAUUUCCCCAACAUAAACAUAAGAGAUGUAUUGAAUAUCCUGUUCCCCGGUGUGAACAUAACUGGCCUAGAUAUACCUAUGACUUCCGAACCAUCUGGCUCAGUGAAUGUCACAAUGCGAAGAAACGUAACAACCGUGAUAAAAGGUGAUUACUCUGGUAACUCAACUAUUAUUACAAGCGGCUCGGGUUCGCGCGUAGUCACCUCAAGCUCAAGCAACAUGACCUCAAGCUCAGGUGGCAUGACCUCCAGCUCAGACGGCAUGACCUCGAGCUCAAGCAGCGUGACCUCGAGCUCAGGCGGCAUGACCUCAAGCUCAGGCGGCAUGACCUCGAGCUCAGGCAGCAUGACCUCCAGCUCGAGCAGCAAGACCUCAAGCUCAAGCAGCGUGACCUCGAGCUCAAGCAGCAUGACCUCCAGCUCGGGCAGCAAGACCUCAAGCUCAAGCAGCAUGACCUCAAGCUCAAGCAGCGGCGACUCAGAUGUCGUUUCUGUGAUGGAAGCAGCAGAUUCAAAUUCGGAUAAUAAAUCGGCAGACGAAUCUUCAGCGUCGUCGAAGUCUGGAAAGACCGCAAAGAUUGCUCGCUCUUUUAUAAUAAAGAGAACGACGCCGGAACGUAUAUCGGCAGCCGGUUCUCAAUCGGAAAAGAAACAACAAGUGACUUCGGCAUAG
Anisakis simplex (herring worm) is the source of this 2157-nucleotide messenger RNA. Lineage: Eukaryota; Metazoa; Nematoda; Chromadorea; Rhabditida; Anisakidae. The record is from the annotation of a GenBank genome assembly.